Molecule: messenger RNA, 2597 nt
Organism: Prunus persica (peach)
Lineage: Eukaryota; Viridiplantae; Streptophyta; Magnoliopsida; Rosales; Rosaceae
Product: protein arginine N-methyltransferase 1.6
Exons: 14
Coding region: 157-2328 (723 amino acids)
Biological process (GO): peptidyl-arginine methylation
Molecular function (GO): protein-arginine omega-N monomethyltransferase activity
Source: RefSeq, a predicted model, not a curated record
GACUGGGUUUUGGCGCUUGAAACACUUCACGUUGAAAACGCAAGUGCGAAGUAAAAGCCCCUACUCACCGUCACUGACUGACUCGCCGAGUCACCAGACUCAGUGACUCACCACCAUGUUUUUGAACCUACUUCAAGCCUCGUCCUUCUAGUUCUAAUGCUCUCUCGAGUCUCCAAAACCCUAUUUCCCAAACUACCCCUUUGCUGUAUACUUCGUUUUGCCCGAGCCAUGAGCUCCCAGUCGGCUCAGCGCGCCUUCCAGCUCCGAGUUAACCCGAUCACUGGAAACUCCGAGUGGGUCGUCAUUGAAGAAGACGAACCAGAAGAACAAACUUUCAACGGCGGUUCCCAAAAUGCCCUUCUUGCCACGACGUCGUAUCUUGACAUGCUCAACGACUCCCAUAGAAACAGAGCCUUCCGUGAAGCCAUAGACAAGACCAUCUCCACUCCUUGCCAUGUUCUUGAUAUCGGUUCUGGAACUGGGUUGCUAUCGAUGAUGGCGGCACGGGCGAUGGGCUCGAUGACAUGUCGUAUGGUGACUGCCUGCGAGUCUUACCUUCCAAUGGUGAAGUUAAUGAAGAAAGUGGUGCGCUUGAACGGCAUGGAAAACCAAAUAAAGCUUAUCAACAAGCGUUCUGAUGAGCUCAAACGCGGAAUUGAUAUCACUUCUCCUGCUCAAGUUCUGGUUAGUGAGAUACUGGAUUCUGAGUUGCUGGGUGAAGGGCUUAUUCCGAGUCUAAAGCAUGCUCAUGACAUGUUGUUGGUGGAAAAUUCCGAAACGGUGCCAUAUAAGGCCACCACCUAUGGCCAGCUUGUUGAAAGCACAUUUUUGUGGAAGCUUCAUGAUUUACAUGGCAAUGAGGCAAAAGCGUCUGAUGGGAUUCUUCUUGUUCCAACUGGGUUGGAUAAUAUUCUAGGUGUUAAGCCGCAGCAGUAUGCCUUUCAUUGCGAUGCAAUAGGAAAAGAAGUGAAACUGCUGUCCGAACCCUUCAAAAUUUUUGAGUUUGAUUUUUGGAAACGGCCAGACAGUCAUGGGGAAACAGAAGUACAUGUGAAGGCAACUAAUGAUGGCCGAGUUCAUGCUGUAAUAUCAUGGUGGAUACUUCAGCUUGAUCGUGAAGGGACAAUCUUUUAUUCCACUGCUCCUAGGUGGAUAAGUUUGCCAGGCAACACAAGUCAUGGGGAUUGGUGUGACCAUUGGAAACAGUGUGUUUGGUUUGUUCCUGGUGAAGGUAUGUCCAUAACGAAAGAUGAAGAGGUUUGUUUACAUGCUGUUCAUACAGAUAUUAGCAUCUCAUAUAAUCUCAAGAACCAAGCGUCAAGAAAUGAGAUUAUGCAGUAUGGCUUCAAAAAUGGGGAUUUCAAGCUCAUACUACCACCAGAAAGAAUUGCAAUUUAUGGAGACAGUGAAUGGAGGCAUACCAUGUUUAGUGCCAUAAGUAAUUCUUUACAGGGAAGAGUUGAUCCAUUAUGCAUUGUUGCAGAUGACAGCAUCUUCUUGACACUCCUUGUUGCACAUCUUUCUAAAACAUCACAUGUGAUGUCAUUUUUUCCGGGGUUGCAAGACAAGGGUUUCCAAUAUUUGCAAGCUGUUGCCAAUUCAAAUGGUUUCUCAAUGGAUCGUGUAGAAUUUCUUAAUAAGAGGAAAACAAAGUUGACCAUGCAUGACACACACCAGAAAAAGGUUGACCUGCUGAUUGGAGAACCUUUCUACUAUGGAAUGGAUGGCAUGCUUCCAUGGCAGAACCUACGCUUUUGGAACGAACGGACAAUGCUUGACUCUGUCCUAUCCCAAGAUGCAUUGAUACUGCCGUGUAAGGCGAUAUUAAAGACUUGUGCCUUGUCUGCCCCUGAUCUUUGGAAUAGUCGUUGCUGCUUGAGUAAGAUUGAAGGUUUUGAUCAUUCAGUUGUAAAUUCUACCUUAGGAGCAUGCGGUGAAUUACCUGCAGAGCAAGAGUGUCCUUGUCUUCCCUAUUUUAUAUGGCAGUGUGGAAAUGUUAAGAAACUGAGUGAAGCAUUUACGGUCAUGGAGUUUGAUUGCUCAAAACCUAUAACAUCAUCUUGUGGAAAAACCCAGGUUGAAUUUACUGAGCCUGGGAUAUGCCAUGGCUUUGCACUAUGGAUUGAUUGGGUGAUGGAUUCAGAGAACUCCCUUGUUGUGUCUACAGGGCCAGAGAAGAGAUAUUGGAAGCAAGGAGUAAAGCUUCUGGCUGAGCCUGUGGCAGUUAGAACUAACAAAUCAAGUACAGGUGAAUGCCGGUCUGCAGUGAUUCAAGCGUUGUUUGACCCAUCAAGCGGCGACCUCGACGUCAGACAUGCUUUCUCAUAGCCAUGUCAAGCGGAACCUGCCUCUACAUCAUUUGAACCAUGAAGUGAUACCUGCACUCUCUUAGCCUCUCAUACUGUGGUUCUCCUGUGCUGUUAUUGUCUCAUGUUUUAGGAUUUUCUUAGAGUUCAUGAUCUAUAACUGAAAGUGUAAUCCCAAUUUUUUUAGGGUUUGCACCCUUGAUGCGUGGAUCGAUUGGUUUCUGUUCUGGAUUAUGCUACUGUUAGUAUGAUUAACGAAAUAGACAAUAUAUUUUAAAAAAUUUAUGCAAA